AUGAAACCUCCGUUUGGUCGUGAACCUCUGGCUAACAAAUAUGUCUCGAAUCUCGCGUCAAGAGUUCCUGCGCUACUGACUUACCAGAGCUGUGAUCUUCCUCCUUCAAGUUGGGUCUCUGUGUCAUGGUAUCCAAUAUACAGAAUACCGGUUGGUGCAACGCUACAAAAUCUGGAUGCUUGCUUUUUAGCCUUCCAUUCUCUUUCAACACCAACUCCUCAAAGUGGUAGGGGUUGUAGUAAUUCAGAUCCAUCCACAAACCUACCAUUGCCUACUUUUAGACUUGCAUCUUAUAAGCUCAAAGUAUUUGUGUGGAACCCAAACAGAGAGCAAGAGUGUCGGAAGAUCACUUCUUUGCUACAAGCUGCAGACAAAUGGCUUAAGUGUCUGCAAGUCGCUCAUCCGGACUACAUAUUCUUCACCUGCAUCAGCUCACAAAUGAGGUCAACAUGA
Arabis nemorensis is the source of this 453-nucleotide messenger RNA. Lineage: Eukaryota; Viridiplantae; Streptophyta; Magnoliopsida; Brassicales; Brassicaceae. The record is from the annotation of a GenBank genome assembly.